CAAUACAUCGAUUUGCCUUCCUUUUAAAGCAUUGACGCCAUGCGAGCCUUUUAAGAACGGCUUAGGGUAGAGGAAGCCGUCUGUGCAAUGAUGUUUGCCCUUGCCAUAGUCGCACUAUUCUUCCUACCCUUUGUCGACAGUAAAGCGCAUACUGUUUAUCAUUACUACAAAAAAAUAUUUAAUUGGACUGACGAGGAUUACAACCUGAUGGCUUAUGCUGUCUAUAGUUUUGGAAAAGAAGCACCCCAUUACAUUGCGUACAACCCAAAACUUACCAGAAAAAUGGAUUCUGCAUAUGAUGUUUGGAAUCAUCUAAGCCCGGAAUCAAAGAAGUUUGUGCAGAAUUUCAAUAAGCUCUUGUUUGACGAGAGAACAGUGGAAGGGAAAUGCAAUUUUUCUAAGUUAAAACCAUUCGUGGAAUCUUUAAGCAAGAAGGCUCGCGAUGAAUUGUGCAAAGUUUACAAAGGGUUUGGAGAGUUCCUCAAAGAUUUUGGGAAGAAAAGCGAAGGUGGGGAAGGAAUUCGAAAAAGAAAACAAUGAGACAAUGCGAUAAUGACAAAGGUUUUUUAACACCGGGCUAUCAGCCUUCGGAUUAACAACCUAUUUUCUCUAAUUCGAUACAUAGUCUUCAUAUUAGUGCUUUUCGUGGGAUGAAAUCUACAGAACACAAUAAAGUUCAUGGGAAUAAGUGC
Messenger RNA from Cylicocyclus nassatus, 692 nucleotides. The record is from the annotation of a GenBank genome assembly. NCBI's taxonomy places the organism in Eukaryota, Metazoa, Nematoda, Chromadorea, Rhabditida, Strongylidae.